Messenger RNA from Nerophis lumbriciformis (worm pipefish), 867 nucleotides. The record is from RefSeq and is a predicted model, not a curated record. Lineage: Eukaryota; Metazoa; Chordata; Actinopteri; Syngnathiformes; Syngnathidae.
AUGAGCGGUGCAGUCCGACAAAUCACUGUGACCACCGACCCAGGGAACCAUUAUUUCCUGCGAGUUGACUUUGCUGUCAACCUUAGUUCUGGGUUCACUAUCACUCUUUCCGAUGGCAUCUCUGCAUGGAACGGAGAAGUCUCAGAAGAUGAGGUUAGGAGGGAAGCCAAUGUUUUGGAGCUCCCAGUGGAGAGUUACGUGGAAGAUCUUCAUCAAGUGCUGAUGGGAGGUGGACAGAAGAGACCCCAUGAUGUUGAUAUUUAUUCUUUCCAGCUCGAUCUGGAUUGCCUCAAACUCUCAUAUCACAAAAUGUGUGAUGAUGUAUCGGUGCGCUUAGGCUCCAUGAAGCUUCAUCCUGCUCCACACCCAGUGGUGCUUAUCCGAGAGAUGAUUGGUCAGUCGCUCAAAAGCAACACUGAAAUGGAGAAGGAAAACUUGCUGCUAUUGGAGGAUAACCAUAAACUGAAAGAGGAUCAUACGCAAAUACUAAAGGAGCUGGAACGUCAUGUUCAAGAUAAGGAGACAAUGACACAGGAUCUAUACGCCCAUUUUGUUAUGGUGCUCAAUGAGAAGAAGACCAAAAUCCGAAGCUUGCAGGAUGCUCUCAAACCAUUUGACAAUGUUCAGAAGAAGCAAAGAGAUAAUCCUGUCUCUGCUGGUGAAGAUGACAGUCCAGACACAAGAGAGGAGACAUUUCAGAGCAGUUAUUCAUCACAGGAACCCACCAUCCCUAUCACAGGACAUAAUCAGGAGAGCCAGGGUUUCUCCUUGGACCAUACCAUGUCCCUUGAUGAGAAUGUUCAACCAAGAUGGAAACCAACACAAACGCUUGACUAUGAGAGCCCAGGAACUUCUGAAAUGAAUUGA